This is a messenger RNA of Ictalurus punctatus (channel catfish), 2694 nucleotides long. RefSeq names its product nuclear prelamin A recognition factor-like (gene ciao3). The transcript is spliced from 11 exons. Gene Ontology annotation, biological process: iron-sulfur cluster assembly. Gene Ontology annotation, cellular component: cytosolic [4Fe-4S] assembly targeting complex. Bases 103 to 1536 code for a protein of 477 amino acids. Lineage: Eukaryota; Metazoa; Chordata; Actinopteri; Siluriformes; Ictaluridae. Gene Ontology annotation, molecular function: 4 iron, 4 sulfur cluster binding. The record is from RefSeq and is a predicted model, not a curated record.
UCGUUUUGCUUGACUGAGGGGGGGAGCCUCCAGAAAUGACAAAGAGCUACGUAAUGUCCCGUUUGGUCUUGGGGUAUUAUUAAUAUACGGAGGUCAUUCAAUAUGGCGUCCCAUUUUAGCGGUGUUUUACAACUAACUGAUUUGGAUGAUUUUAUUACACCGUCACAGGAAUGUGUGAAGCCAGUGAAAGUGAACAAGAAGCAGGGGCGAUCUGUGGCCAAAAUCCAAAUUGAAGAUGAUGGCACUUACUUUCAGGUUAACGAGGAUGGUCAAAUGCAGAAGCUGGAGAAAGCCAAGAUCACUCUGAAUGACUGUCUGGCCUGCAGCGGCUGCAUCACCUCAGCGGAGAGCAUCCUAAUCACCCAGCAGAGUCACGAGGAACUAUACAGAGUGCUCCGCCUCAAUAAGCAGAGUAGCAGCAGUGAGCAGAAGCUGGUUGUAGUGUCGGUGUCGCCACAGUCUCGUGCUUCCCUAGCCGCGCGCUACUCUCUCAGCAGCAGCGAAGUGGCCAGGAGGCUUACAAACUUCUUCAAAAAUCUGGGUGUUCAUUAUGUGUUUGACACUGGCUUCAGUCGCACCUUCAGCCUGCUGGAGAGUCAGAGAGAGUUCCUCAAGAGGUUUGCUCGGAAAGAGGAGGACAAGAAAGCCUUGCCCAUGCUGGCAUCCGCUUGCCCAGGUUGGAUCUGCUAUGCUGAGAAGACCCAUGGUGACUUCAUCCUGCCUUACAUCAGCACAACCCGUUCCCCACAACAGAUAAUGGGUUCACUGGUCAAGAGCUUCUUCGGUAGUCAUCAGGGUGUUGAACCCCAAAAGAUUUACCACGUGACCGUGAUGCCUUGCUAUGAUAAGAAAUUGGAAGCUUCCAGACCUGAUUUCUACCUUAGCGAGGCAGAGACCAGAGAAGUGGACUGUGUCAUUACAUCAGGAGAAGUUAUCAAGAUGUUGGAAGAGGAGGGUGUGUCUCUGAGUGAUAUAGAGCCAGCACCUUUAGAUACGAUGUUCAGUAAUGUGGGUGGUGAGGAGUUGCUGUGUCAUGCUGGGAGUGGUUCAGGAGGAUAUCUUCAUCAUGUCUACACUCGUGCUGCCAAACAGCUCUUUGGAGUUGAAGUGGAGGAACUCACAUACAAAACCCUCAAAAAUAAGGACUUCCAGGAGGUCAUUCUAGAGAAAGAUGGAGAAGUUCUUCUGCGCUUUGCUGCCACCUACGGCUUCAGGAAUAUUCAGAACCUCGUGCAGAAGUUGAAGAGGGGAAAGUCACCGUACCAUUUUGUAGAAGUCAUGGCAUGUCCGUCAGGCUGCCUGAAUGGAGGGGGUCAGUUGAAGCCUGAAGCAGAUCAGUCUAACAAAGAGCUACUGCAGCAGGUGGAGGCAGCAUACAGAGCGGAGCAGCCGUCUGUACCUGAGGAGGAUCAGCGCGUUGCUGAGCUUUACCACACAUGGCUAAAUAGUACGGGAGAGGAGAAAGCACGUGAGCUACUUCACACUCAGUAUCACGCAGUGGAGAAAAGCACCACUGGACUUGCCAUCAAGUGGUGAAGAUCUGAAGCAGCAAAGUGACGCAUGGGAUAUACAGGGCAGUUCAGGGCAAGUGUUUGAGUAAUGAGCUCAUGAUCACCAUCUUGUAUCAUAAAGUACAAUCAGUGAUCAUGUGUAAUUAUGUGAAUGCUUAUAUGCACAAAGAAGAAACCGCUUUCACAAUUUUCUGCGGCACUCGCGUACAAGUGCUCCAGUAUUUCAUGACAACUUCCAUAAAUACAGAAAUGAGACUGAUGCUCCUCAAAGACAUCCAUUUCGAAACGAAUAAGCUUGGGAAUUCCUCGUGUGUAAAACCUUAUCACAGACUCGGCUGUGUAGCAUUUGCCUGUGAAGCCUCCAUACGCUGUUUGUUUGCUCCGUAGUUGCAUCAUAUUGCGCAUGGAAACGAGUCCAUAAUUGGUCUGAAAACUGGAAAAAAAAAAUUAAGCACAAAAUCUAUUCAAUUUAUUACGAUUAUGUAUCGUUAAUUAUUUUAGCUAUAACCUAAUCCAUCCAAUUGGCCAAAGAAUUUUGCAUUAGUUUUUUGAAUGUUAUUCUUGGGGUGAAGACCCUGUAUAAAUAUAAUGCAACAUCCAUCUAUCCAUUUUCCAUACCGCGUUUCCUGCAAAGGUUUGCGGGGAGCCUGGAGCCAGUCCCAGGGGUCUAUGGGCACAAAGUGGGGGACACUCUGGAGGGGGUGCCAACCCAUCACAGGGCACAAUUGCACACCCAUUCACACACUAGAGACAAUUCAGAAACUGAUUCUUUUAAGUCUGAAGUAAUUUCUCCAAAUCUUUUCCCACAUUGAAUAUUAAUGCCAGAAAUAAGAAGUUCUCUAUUCCUCUGGGUGAAGUACUUCUAGUUCCAUUACUCGGCUGACUUAUACAUCAUAUGAGGAGAGUGAUCAGCAUCAUACUCAACACAAAAUGAGUGGACAUAUGCCAUUUCUCUGAACUUGAAAGACCGGCAUUUUAUGAUUUUAAAUAUUUCGUAUACAUAUGAAAAAUAAUUGUGACUAGAAGAAUGAAAUUACUCUGCUUUGUGGUUGCAGGUACUUUUGAAUAAUUUACAAAAUAUGCAUGAAUAAAUGAUCACAUAUAUUUAAGUUAUCUUACUAUAUUUAUUUAGGAAUUAAUUACAGAAUAUGUUUCUCAAUAAACACUUUUAUAUUUCAUUGUA